Erythranthe guttata (spotted monkey flower) is the source of this 596-nucleotide messenger RNA. NCBI's taxonomy places the organism in Eukaryota, Viridiplantae, Streptophyta, Magnoliopsida, Lamiales, Phrymaceae. The record is from RefSeq and is a predicted model, not a curated record.
CUAUCUCAGGGGGUGGCAGUAAUUUGCCCCAUAAUUAUUAUUAGACUCGCGUUAAAUUGGUCUCAUAAAUUAAUGCAGAUUGACGUGACGAAGAACAUGGAAGAAGGAGAAAAAAGACUCAAUCAACUCUCGAUCGAAGAACGUGGUAAGUUUGACGAGGAGACGCUUGUCAACUUCAACAACAUGAAGAAGCAAAGCUCAACAAUCCGUAGACCAAUUGACUUCAGAAACGAGCAUAUAGUCGUAACUAUCUUGUUAGCUGCUGAAGAAAAACUAAAGUUGCCUUGUAUAAAUAACAGUAAAGAUUUGAAAGAAGCUUUACAAAAGCUGGCAUCCAUACCAUCAACUACAACUAAGGCAGUCGAGGUACUGUGGACCCCACAAGAUGAAUACGAUACUCUAUCAGAAGAGGAAAUGCUUCGUGAUUACCCUUUACUACGGACUUUUUAACAAUGUAACGUUUGAUACAUAUUACUUGUGGAACCACUUUCACUAUUAGUUCAUGUAAAAAAGUUAGGGUAAAUAGCACUUAACCCCCCUGUGAUUACAAGCUUUUGCAGAUGAUCCCCUUGUGCUCGUAAUAUCAUGCACAUAAA